Molecule: messenger RNA, 429 nt
Organism: Hyaloscypha bicolor E
Lineage: Eukaryota; Fungi; Ascomycota; Leotiomycetes; Helotiales; Hyaloscyphaceae
Exons: 2
Coding region: 1-429 (142 amino acids)
Source: RefSeq, a predicted model, not a curated record
AUGGCGACGCCACCGCGCGGCACGCGCACGGCGCAGAUGCUGGAGUAUGAACGGCAGGCGGACGAAAGGGCGAGAGAACAAGAUGCGAUGAAUGAGGAGAGGGAACGGAUGCUGGAGGAGCAGGCCAGGAUGGCCGCGGAACAGGAGAGAAUUGCGCAGGAGGAGUAUGAGAUGAGGCAGUAUUAUGAGGCGGAGGCGUUAAAGCAUGCGGAGGAGGUGAGGAUACAUCAAGAAGAAGUCCGAAGGCACCAAGACCGGGUUCGAGACCAUGAACGACGAAUUCGCGAUCACGAAGCAUCUGCAGAGGCCUUUGCGAAGGUGAUCGCUAUGCCUGCUAAGCCGGGCCGUGAUAGACAGACACCCUUCAUAACGCCGGUAGAUCGGACGGGGACGGGAUUGAAUGGGAAUGGGAAGACGAAUGGGGCUUGA